AUGUCUGUCAGUUUAGCCUUUGAUGGCGAAAGACUCUCUCGAGAAAACCCUAGUCUUGAAAAACUUACUUAUGCAAUCCAUCUCAUUGCCAGACAUGCAGCACAGAGGAAAAUCAAUGAGAUCAUCAUCAUAGGCGACCCAAAUGAUCCAUGCAUUGUUUCCAUUGGCGCCCUGUUUCAGUUCUUUGUGACGCCACGAUAUUUGGUGAGGGAGUCCUUGUCCCAAGUGUUGAAGAAACAACACGUUCCUGCAAAAAUAUUCAGCAAGGCCAAGACUCUCCCACCUGUCCCAACACUGGUGACAUACCUCAAUUCUCAUGCCGACAAGAGCUCCCCCUACAGGGAGGGACUCUCGAUCUGGAAGAAGGCCAGGGGGCACAAAAGUGCCAGCGGGAAGGUUCACAAGGCGUCCAAGAGUGCCCGGACCACGAGGUAUGUUCUCGUUGGCGAACGGGAAGUGGUUGAGGUAAAGGAUCCAUUGCCGCUUCAUGUCCGAGUUAGUGUGGACAUGAAGACCAAGAACGUUGUCUCUGGACGAGACGCUUACGGAUAUAUUGGCUACACUGUACGUAUAGCCAGCAAUGUGGAGAGUGUCUUUACUGAGAGCAGUAUCGAAUAUACUCAUGGAGUGUAUGUUCCCAGCAGGGGCGUCUUCUCCAAGCCGGACAGCGGCAACGACAACAACUACGACAACGGCAACGGCAACGACCACGACAACAAUCACGACCACGACCACGACCACGACCACGACCACGACAAGGAGACGUUGGCAUUGCAACCACUUCCAAAAUACGUCUCUCUUGUUAAUAAAGACCAAAAGCAGGCAUUGGUGGUUAUAGUAAGCAACAGAACUUCAUUAAGAGAGCUCUGCGACAGCGAGCUUGUUGUAGCCGAGCCCCCUCUGAGAAUGGACGACGCGCUAGUUUUAACAGUGGCAAAAGUGUAG
Molecule: messenger RNA, 945 nt
Organism: Pichia kudriavzevii
Lineage: Eukaryota; Fungi; Ascomycota; Pichiomycetes; Pichiales; Pichiaceae
Exons: 1
Coding region: 1-945 (314 amino acids)
Source: RefSeq, a predicted model, not a curated record